This is a messenger RNA of Desarmillaria tabescens, 4842 nucleotides long. RefSeq names its product transcription elongation factor SPT6. The transcript is spliced from 14 exons. The record is from RefSeq and is a predicted model, not a curated record. The coding region runs from base 39 to 4343 and encodes 1434 amino acids. Gene Ontology annotation, cellular component: transcription elongation factor complex. Gene Ontology annotation, biological process: transcription elongation by RNA polymerase II; transcription elongation-coupled chromatin remodeling; nucleosome organization. NCBI's taxonomy places the organism in Eukaryota, Fungi, Basidiomycota, Agaricomycetes, Agaricales, Physalacriaceae. Gene Ontology annotation, molecular function: nucleosome binding; histone binding; DNA binding.
AAAGCGAGCUGUUCGUCGAGCAAACUUAUGCUGACAUAAUGCUGCAAGCGGAUCCUCGACCUUGUUCAGUUGUUUCCUCGACAGUGGUCUCAACUUGGACCUACACUAACGCCAUGUCUUCGCCUGUACUAGACGAUGCCAACGCGGUGGCAUUUCCCGACGAGGAUAUUCCCAUGAACGGCUCCGAUCAUGGCGACGAUGGAGAGGGUGAAGGCGAUGUAAUAAUGCCUGGGGCUUCAGACGAUAGCUCCGAAGAAGACGAAGACGACCCUGAGGAGGAAAGGAAGAUAAAACAGGGAUUUAUAGUUGACUCUGAUGACGAAGAAGAGGACAGGCGACGAAGAAAGAAGCGUCGAAAGAGACACCACAGGCGUCGAGGCAAGCAUUUCCGACACAUCUGGGCUAGAGAAUUUCUGACUUUCGUAGCAGAGGAAGAAGAGAUGCUGGAAGACGAUGACCUAGAUUUACUGGAAGAAAACACAGGUACCUCAUUCAAGAGAAAUCGUCUCAAACGUCUCGUUAGGCAUGGAUCAGACUCGCCUCCGGCCGCGUCCUCUUCACGUCGUGCAGUGGUUGAGUCUUCUGAAGAUGACUUGGACGACGACGAUGAACUGCCCCGGGUUCAAGAUAUUCACAAAAUAUGGGAUGAUGACCGACGAGGAGAGGAAGAUGACGAAGAUGCAGACGGGGACAUGGAUGAUUUCAUUGAGUACGAAGAUGAGGACGAGGGUGGUGCUAUGGAUGAGCAGGCUCGCGAAGAGCGGAGAAAGGAAAGAAAGAGGCAGGAACUGGAACGCCGCAAAAAAGCCCGUGAAAUACGGCCAGAGUUAGCUGGAAUUGAUGCAAAUGCAUGGGAGGAGAUCCAUGAUGUAUUUGGCGAUGGUCAUGAUUAUGACUGGGCUUUGGCAGCUGACGAAGAGUAUGAUUAUGACGAAGAGCAAACCAAACCAGAUAUAAAGUACCAAGAUGUCUUUGAGCCAACUGACAUCCGCGCUCGAAUGUUGACCGAAGAUGAUGAUCUGAUACGUGCUCAGGACAUACCCGAGCGAAUGCAACUUGCGACAUCGUCCAUUUCUCCGAACUCAUCGCUAUCUCUACACACGCCUCUGACUGCCGACGACAUGAAUGGUGCUGCAUUAUGGGUCAGUCAACGGUUAUCUCACCGAAAGACCAUGGAGUUCUUUAGCCCAACCGGAAAACAUCAAGACUUGAAAGGUGCACUCGUGUUGGCCGUCACUUUCACACUCAGGCAACUCUUCAUUGAGGAGUACGAAGUACCAUAUAUUUGGACCCAUAAACGCGAUCACAUAUCUUAUUUCGAUGUCAACGACGUUCGAACGCGUUUCGAGCUCCUCAGCUUGUCGGAACUGUGGAAGAUUUACUCACUGGGCCAGAAAUAUCGAUCUCUUGUCGAACGCCGAAAUACGCUGACGGCCGCUUACGAGCGCCUUCAAGUUGGUGACAAGUACUUUGAGGAGGAGAUCCUGCCACAAAUAGACGGCAUCGAAGUUGUAGCCGAUGCUACUGAGUGGCUGAAUAUGAAGUACAAGAACAAGAAGCCCAACGAAGCCUUUCAUUUCCAUGAUGAUGAAGAGACCGACGCCACUAAGAAGCAUAAAAUGCCUAGUCGCGUAUCAAUUUACGAGGUUACCAAGAAGAGCAUUGUUUCUCGACUAGCCCAAGGAUUUGGCAUUCAACCGCAUGAGGUGGUCCUCAAUUUUGUAGCAAUGAACCACGUGCACUUCAUUGAAGACCAGGACCUUAACCCUUUAGUAUAUGCUGAAAGGUUUGCUGAUCCGGACCCUGCAAGAGCCCUUCCGGCCGAAGAAUUGCUUCGCCAGGCACGCAUGAUCAUUGCCACGGAAUUAGGCAAGGAUCCCCUGCUACGGAACCACAUCCGCCAGGCUUUCAAAGAGGAUGGCCUAGUUUCGGUACUUCCUACCGAGCGAGGAAAGACGAAGAUUGAUGAACACCACCCAUACUUUAACUUCAAAUAUCUACUCAACAAAUCCGGUCGUGAAAUGACGACGUCUUCGCAGUUUCUCCACAUGAUUGCGGCCGAAAAUGCACAUUUAGUGACCAUCUCCAUCUUCCUCCCGGCGGAUGCAUAUUCAGCUUUUGAGCGAAGACUAAAUGACGCAUUUGCAUCUGAUAGUUUCAGCGAGUCGGCAAAGGCUUGGAACGAAGAGCGCGCUCGGAUCGUGCAAGAAGUCCUGACCCAACAUCUGAUCCCUGCCGGCGUCAAAUGGAUGCGGGAAUACUUGCGGGAUGAAGUCGAAGAUUUCCUAGCCGCUGGCUGUGCUGCAGGACUCAGGAAGCGUCUUGACGUUGCACCGUACUUCACCUCCAAAAUGAGCUUUGGUGACACUGCAUCCGUCUUGGCGCUUUCUUGGGGUAAAGGUGAUCCUCAGAGGGACCCCAUCUCCAUUGUCUUCAUGGACGAAGCAGGUCGCAUGCGUGAGAGUACAAGGAUUGAUAACCUGUUCGACCAAGAGCAGAAGGAUGAAUUCUUCGAUCUCAUCAAGCGCCGUAAACCGGAUGUCAUUGUCAUUGGCGGUUUCACUAUGGCCACUGCGAAGUUGUCGUAUCGUGUCAAGGAAAUUCUCAAGUAUGGAACUGCAACGGGUGAAGAUGCAGAGCCCGACCCGGAUUUCAACAUUCCUGUCAUCUACAUUCGUGACGAGACUGCUCGGAUAUAUCAGCAUAGUCCUCGCGCUGCGGAAGAGUUCAAUGCCCUGUCACAAACCGCCAGGUAUUGUGUGGGUAUGGCCCGAUACGCUCAGAACCCUUUGAACGAGUACGCUGCUCUGGGCUCUGACAUCGCUGCAGUGACCUUUGACGAAGACGAUCAACAUCUUGUUCCUCGAGAGAAACUUCUAAUGGCGUUGGAGCGGACUUUGGUUGAUGUGACCAAUAAAGUCGGCGUGGAUAUCAAUCGAGCAGCGGCUGAUAGUUACUACGGACUAUUGCUACCCUUCGUCUGCGGUCUUGGCCCACGGAAAGCACAGGUCCUUAUCCAGAAAAUUGCUUCUCAGGGUGGUAAUCUGGUUAACCGCAAUCAGUUCAUCAAAGGUGGCCUGUUGACUACCAAGAUCUUCUUGAAUGCUGCAGGCUUCCUUCGUAUACACCAAGAACCGGAAUCAAAGUCAAUGAGAAACCGUCACGACGAUGAUAAUGCCCCUGAUCCAUUGGACGAUACUCGUAUUCAUCCGGAGGACUAUGAAUUGGCUCGAAAGAUGGCUACGGAUGCCCUGGAACUAGACGAAGAAGACAUACAUGAUGAACACCCAUCACAUGUUGUGACUAUGAUCAUGCGUGAUCCAGACAACGAGAAGAAACUUUCGGAGCUCAACCUUGACGAGUUUGCUGUCAGUCUUUUCAAUGCCAACCAGGAGCUGAAGCGGCAUACGCUCAACGUCAUUCGUGAAGAGCUCUUGAAGCCAUUUGCCGAACAACGUAACCGCUGGCCUGCUCUUGAGCCUUGGGACGUGCUCACAAUGCUGAGCGGAGAAACUCCUCGGACGCUGCGUGUAGGCCUGAUCGUCUCUGUUCUCGUGCAGCGUGUCAAGACCAACAUCGCUCAUGUUCGCCUGGAUUCUGGCAUCGAGGGCAUUGUUCAACCCGAGUUCAUGAUGGACAAUGGCAGCCAUCUUCUUCCAAACAUGGCCGUGCCGGGUGUCAUCAUAGAAGUGAAGCUCAGUCUGGAGACUGAUCAGUUCAUGGUAGAAUUAUCGACUCGACAGUCUGAUGUCGGUGGAGGUGACAGCGCAUUCCGUCGUGUACGACCUGACGAACAGUGGGAUCACCAACAGCACGAAAAAGAUCAGGAAGUACUCGCUCGGAAGAAACGGGCAGAAGGCGCCAAAAACCGGCGGGUUAUCAAACAUCCCAACUUCCACAAUUUCAAUACUGCACAAGCAGAGAAUUAUCUCGACAAGCAACAGCGUGGCGACGUGGUUAUCCGUCCUUCAUCUAAAGGCGCCAACCAUCUUGCACUCUAUCAGCAUAUCGAUGUCACGGAGCCCAAUGCAGAUCCCACUGGCCAAACAGUUGCGAUGGCUCGUCGCGUUGAGGAAUUGAUGGCCCAUGACCGUUUUAAGCAAGGUUCAGAAGAUGAACUACAUCUCUUUUUGAAGCAGCAGCUAGCGGCUAAUCCCGCGAAGAGUAUGUAUGGAUUCACACUCAAUCGGAAAAGGCCUGGGCACUUUAGCCUUUGUUUCCUCGCCAACAAGCAAUCGGCUGUGCAAACAUGGCCGGUACGCGUAACCCCGGAAGCAUACUAUUUGUUCGAGGCUGCAGCUGUUGGAGUGCCCGAACUUUGUGAUGCUUUCAAAGUACGGUGAGUAAACAGUGCAAGUCUCAUUAUACCUUCCAUUUCGAUGAUAUCCAUUAGGCAUCUUCACGAAUCUCAAAAUUUGGCAAACACAGGAGGUCGGACACCGUUUGGUGCGGGCAUCCGGACUCCUGCUCGUACGGGACAGGCUACUCCGGGGCAUGCAUCUGUUCGACAGCCUGCAAGGACACCGAAUCCAUAUGGAGGCGCCACUCCCGGUCCUCGAUACGGCGCCAAUGGACCACCUCCCUAUGGGUACCAAACACCUCGGCCGGGCGGUUUCCCACCUCCUCAGCCUUCUGCUCUUCCCACUGGUAUGAAUCCUCAACGAGCCCAGAUGAUCCAGGAAGGCGGCUGGAGCAGCCAUCGUUAAUUCACUGCUCUUGGCUAUCCUCGACUCGCGUUUACUUAACCUAUAUUCCUAUCUCCUGUACACCAAAUCUUGUCACAAUACAUAAUUUAAUUUCGCAGGGAUCUAUUAAAAUCUAUUGAAUGACUGGCUUCUAUGU